GAUUGAUCCGAUCUUGUCUUCAUUCAUCGAUGUCUCCGAGCACAAGAAGUCUUCCAUUUGUGGGUGAAUUAUUUACCAACCGCCGAACCACCGGACUCCUCGGCCAUCAUCUCCACAACAACACAUGGGAACUCCUUACCCAAACCCCAUCUCUCCUACCCGAACCCGCGUGGGCUGGAUUGGCAUCGGCGUCAUGGGCGCCGCCAUGGCCACCCGUCUUCUCUCCACCGGCUACUCCGUCACCGUCUACGCUCGCACUCCUUCCAAAGCUCAACCACUACAGUCCCUCGGUGCCCAACUCGCCGAUUCCCCUUUUCAUCUUGCUCAGCUAUGCGACGUCGUCUUCACCAUGGUGGGACACCCACAAGAUGUGCGAUCAAAUGUCCUCCACCCAGAAACCGGCAUUCUAUCCGGCAUUAGUCCCAACUCCGUCACCGUCGACAUGACUAGCAGUCAUCCGGCCCUUGCGCGCGAGAUAUUCACUGCUGCGCGCGCCAAAAAUUGUUGGUCCGUCGAUGCGCCGGUGUCGGGUGGCGACAUUGGCGCUAGAGAAGGCAAACUCGCCAUUCUUGCGGGCGGUGAUGCUUCCGUUGUCGAGUGGUUGGCCCCGUUGUUUGACAUUUUGGGGAAGGCUACUUAUGUGGGGCCUGCCGGUUCUGGCCAGAGUUGCAAGAUUGCGAACCAGAUUGUAGUGGGAGGGAAUUUGCUAGGACUGAGUGAAGGGUUGGUGUUUGCGGAGCAGGCGGGGUUGGAUGUGCGGCAGUUUAUGGAGGCGGUGAGGGGCGGGGCCGCGGGGUCAAUGGUGAUGGAGUUGUUUGGGGAGAGGAUGAUUGGGAGGGACUUCAGGCCUGGUGGGUUUGCUGAGUAUAUGGUGAAGGAUUUGGGAAUGGGUGUGGAUGUUGUGGAGGAGAGUGAGGAUGAGAGAGUGGUGGUGUUACCUGGUGCUGCAUUGUGCAAGCAGUUAUAUUCCGGCAUGGUGGCGAAUGGAGACGGGAAGCUUGGAACUCAAGGUCUUAUCACUGCCAUAGAGAGGCUCAAUGGAAAGUGAGAUGAAAUGGUCACCUCAAUUUGAAAGGUUUGGGCCGAAAUCUUUUGAGUUUUACAGAUUGUCACAACAUCCCUGCUCUUUUCUUCUGUGUAUUUUCGUAGCCUUGAUCCAUGGUACGUACUAUCUACUUGUUUUCGUGAUUUAUCUACGGUAUCUUCAAAUGUUAGUUUUAGUUCCUAAAUCCUUGAGCUUGGAAAGUGAAGUUGAUGGAACUAAUAGAACCCCAAUUGUUCACUGUGAGGGGUGAAAUUUUUUGCCAAAUUACCAUUCCAACCGUACCAUAUCAAAGUUAUGCAAAAAAAAUUUGUACCAUUGGUAAUGAUACGGUAUUUGUAUUGUACCGUA
Molecule: messenger RNA, 1393 nt
Organism: Malus domestica (apple)
Lineage: Eukaryota; Viridiplantae; Streptophyta; Magnoliopsida; Rosales; Rosaceae
Product: probable 3-hydroxyisobutyrate dehydrogenase-like 2, mitochondrial
Molecular function (GO): NADP binding; oxidoreductase activity; NAD binding
Source: RefSeq, a predicted model, not a curated record